AUGGAUAUUGGAAGAAGGAACACUCCGAAAUACAGUUUCAAAUGUCCCGAUCUCAUGGAAUUAAGGAAUCUAGCAUCUUUUAUGGAUGAUCCUAAGGAUUUCAAGGACUAUCUCGAAAGACUUUUGUAUGUUCUAUCUAUUGAUGUUGAGGAUGGUCUUCUUUAUACUCUAGUUCAGUUCUAUGAUCUCGUUUACCGGUGCUUCAGUUUCCCUUAUUAUCAGUUGUUACCUAUCAUGGAGGAGUAUGCUUAUCUUUUAGGUAUGCCUGUUUCCGAUAGAGUUCCUUUUAGUGGGGUGGAACGAAUUCUUGAAUCUCGAGUUACCGUUGAAGCCAUUCACUUGAGAAAAUCUGAUGUAGAUACUAAUCUCACCGUUAAAGGAGGUAUCAAAGGGUUGACUUCUAAAUUUUUUAUUGAGAAAUCUUUUUCUUUUGCCAAUGUUGGUAGCAUGGUGGACUUUGAAGAUAUUCUUUCCUUACUCGUCUAUGGUUUGAUCUUGUUCCCCAACAUUGACAACUUUGUUGAUGUUAAUGCUAUUAGGAUCUUCUUGGUUGGGAAUCAUGUUCCAACUUUUCUUGGUGACACUUAUUUCUCCAUUCAUCAUAAGACUUCUAAGGGGAAUGGAACUAUUGUCUAUUGUGCGCCUUUACUGUACAAGUGGUUUAUUUCUCGCUUGCCGCAGUCUCCUAUCUUCAAAGAAAACAAGGGUUGUUUAAGGUGGUCUCAAUGGCUCAUGUCUCUCACCAAUGAUGAUGUAACUUGGUAUUCUUCUGUUUACGAUGACGUCAAGAUUAUUGAUAGUUGUGCAAUGGUCAAAUCGCUCACUAUUAAAGUCAUAGAGGAGUUGCAAGAGGUUUUGGAUAGGAUGAAGCAAGAGAAGGAUGAUUGGGAAGAUAAAUUUCACACCUCACGCCUUGAGAAGGUAGAAUUGUAG
Molecule: messenger RNA, 933 nt
Organism: Lathyrus oleraceus (garden pea)
Lineage: Eukaryota; Viridiplantae; Streptophyta; Magnoliopsida; Fabales; Fabaceae
Exons: 2
Coding region: 1-933 (310 amino acids)
Source: RefSeq, a predicted model, not a curated record